Molecule: messenger RNA, 3306 nt
Organism: Lachancea dasiensis
Lineage: Eukaryota; Fungi; Ascomycota; Saccharomycetes; Saccharomycetales; Saccharomycetaceae
Source: the annotation of a GenBank genome assembly
AUGUCAAGAGUGGGACCAGAAACUUCAAAAAGACUUCAGAAGGAUCCUUCAUGUAUUAGAAAUAUUUGCAUACUGGCGCAUGUCGAUCAUGGGAAGACAUCACUCUCUGAUUCGUUGCUGGCCUCUAACGGGAUUAUAUCGCAGAAGCUGGCAGGAAAAGUCCGUUUUCUAGACUCUAGACCAGAUGAGCAGCUACGAGGAAUUACAAUGGAGUCUAGUGCUAUCUCUUUGUACUUCAGAGUGCUUCACAAACAGGAAGGAAGCCAAGAGCCGCUCAUAAAUGAGCAUUUGAUUAACUUAAUCGACUCUCCUGGCCACAUCGAUUUUUCAAGUGAAGUCAGCACCGCAUCAAGGCUUUGCGACGGUGCUGUUGUCCUUGUAGAUGUUGUCGAAGGUGUAUGUUCUCAGACUGUCACGGUACUGAGACAAUGUUGGGUGGAAAAACUAAAACCAGUGCUGGUGCUAAACAAAAUGGAUAGGCUCAUCACUGAACUUCAGCUGACACCUCAGGAAGCUUAUCAGCACUUGAAUAAAAUCAUUGAACAAGUCAAUUCCAUCAUCGGCUCUUUUUUUAACGGCCAGAGGUUGCUCGAUGAUCUUUCGUGGAGGGAACAAUUAGAACUCAAUAACACCGCUGAAUUUGUCGAAAAGGAUGAUUCCGAUAUCUACUUCAAGCCCGAAAGCAAUAAUGUAAUCUUUGCCUCCGCAAUCGACGGCUGGGGGUUUAGUAUUGGCCAGCUUGCAAAAUUCUACGAGCAGAAACUUGGUGCCAAGAGAGAAAAUCUACAAAAAGUACUGUGGGGUGAUUUCUUCAUGGACCCUAAAACUAAAAAGUUCAUUAACAAUAAAGGCUUGAAAGGUCGCACCUUAAAACCGCUUUUUGUGAGCUUGAUCCUCGAAAACAUAUGGAAAAUCUAUAAUAAUAUUUUGAAAGAGAGAGAUUCGGAGACGCUGGAAAAGAUCACCAACACUUUAAAUAUUAAGGUGUCUCCUCGUGACUUAAGAUCCAAAGAUCUAAAGAAUUUGUUGCGUACUGUGAUGGGUCAGUGGUUGCCUGUCAGCGUUGCCAUAUUAUUGACUGUCAUCGAGAAAUUGCCGUCACCCGUUGAAUCACAAGGCGCAAAAAUGGAAAGAAUAAUUGGUACGACCCCAGGCCAUGAAAUGGUGGACCCGGCACUGUACUCGGCUAUGGAAUCGUGUGACAAAUCUGGGCCUGUUUGUGCCUUUGUGUCCAAGAUGCUGUCCAUCCCUAAAGAUGAGCUCCCUUUAUCUGAUGGUACUCCGCUAACGCAAGAUGAGUUGAUGCAGAAAAGUCGGGCUGCUCGUGAACACGCCCUUAAAGCCGCUAAGGCAGCAGAACGCGCGGAGAACAUCUCGAAAUCAAACUCAGAACGUCGAGAGACAGGUCUGUAUUCGAGAGCUCUAGAUACCGUUGCAACUCCGUUGGUGAAUGAGCGUGAAAAUAGCUAUAAGAAAGAUUCGUUGAGGCCUUCAUUUAGUGACGACAUUCGAGUUGUGAGCGAUGCAGCCCCAGAGUUUGACCUUUCUCCAAAUCUGAAUGAUGGAGUAGAAUUUGAAAACAGCGACUUCGAAUAUGAAGGUGAUGGUUUUCAGCCGGAGUUUAUUCCAACUGCUUCAAAUCCUGAUGAUCCUUUGAGCUCCAUGUUUGAAUACGAGGAAGAGGAUCCCUUCGAUACCGAUAACGCCGUCGACCAACAAGAGGACGAGUUUGAAAAGAGUGAUGAAGUUAUGAUUGGAAUUGCUAGACUCUACAGUGGUACGCUCCAAGUAGGCCAAAAAAUCGCAGUUUUGGGACCUAAGUACGAUCCUUAUCACCCCAAGUCGUUUAUCGAGGAGGUGGAAAUCACACAUCUCUACAUAUUCAUGGGCAAAGAGCUUGUACCUUUAAAAGAAUGCCCACCAGGUAAUAUAGUAGGAAUUGGUGGCCUGGCUGGAAAAAUUCUGAAGAAUGGUACUUUGGUCGAUCCUCACAUUCAGGGAAUCAAUUUGGUGGGCGUAAACCUCCAUGUAACCCCGAUUGUUCGUGUUGCUCUUGAGCCUACAAAUCCUACUCAAAUGAGUAAGCUGGCUCGUGGUUUGAAAUUGUUAAAUCAAGCUGAUCCUUGUGUCCAAACAUACGUUGAGGAUACAGGGGAGCACAUCUUGUGCACUGCAGGUGAAUUACACUUGGAGCGUUGUUUGAAGGAUUUGACAGAAAGGUUUGCUGGUAUCAACAUUACGUCGUCAGAGCCAGCUAUUCCAUACCAAGAGACGUUUCUUGCUACGUCUGACAUGAAUCCAGCAAAGGAUCCAGAGCUUGGGAGGGGCAAGGCGCAGAUAUAUCUGGACGAGUACGCAAUCACUUUAAGGGCCGUCCCACUCCCUGAAGAAAUCACUGAUUUUUUAUCGGCAAAUGCAUCAAUUAUUAGAGGUUUUACUGAACGUGAGAACAUAACCACUCGAAUGACAGAAUUCCAGCGCACUUUGAAUGAUUUACUCUCGAAAGCGGCCGUCAAGGACAAAACAUGGGAUGCCUCCGAUCUGAAAAUCUCAGCUUUUGGUGGCAAACGGAUAGGACCAAAUCUUCUUGCGUCCAGGAGCUGUGCUCUUGAAGACGUCUUUCUUCGUGAAGCUACCCCCGAUUUUGAGUACGCAAGCUCAAUUAUUAACGGAUUUGAACUUGCAGUGAGCCAGGGCCCUCUUUGUCAUGAGCCUGUUCAAGGCAUGUGCGUAUUUGUCGACGAUAUUCACAAAUUGACUGAUGAAGAGCUGGGUACCUUGGAGCUCCAGGACCACCAAAUUCGGCUUCCAAAUUUUGGUGGUAGAUUGAUUACAACUAUCCGUGAUGCGGUUCACGCUUCGUUCCUCGACUGGUCUCCUAGAGUUAUGUGGGCUAUGUAUCAAUGCGACAUUCAGGCUUCAGUCGAGGUGCUGGGCAAAGUUUACGCAGUGGUGCAGCAAAGACGGGGCCGCAUUGUAUCUGAAGAGAUGAAGGAAGGUAUCCCGCUCUUCCAAAUCGAAGCUCGAAUUCCAGUGGUCGAAGCAUUUGGAUUUAGCGAAGAUAUUCGUAAGAAAACUUCAGGAGCAGCCCAACCACAGCUCGUGUUUGCAGGUUUUGAGUGCAUAGACUUGGAUCCUUUUUGGGUUCCGACGACCGAGGAUGAACUAGAAGAACUGGGAGAUAUAGCCGAUAAGGAGAAUAUCGCGAGAAGGCAUAUGAAUAUGAUACGGAGGCGUAAGGGACUUUUCGUCAAAGAAAAGCUAGUCCAAAACGCAGAAAAGCAAAGAACUCUAAAGCGCAACUGA